AUGGCCAACGAGACUGCCAGAGCCGCACUGGGACGUUCAGCCUGGCACCUCCUGCACACCAUUCUUGCACGCUAUCCGGAAGCCCCAUCUGAUCUGGAGAAGGCUAAGCUCAAGUCCUUUGUGGGACUCUUUGGCGAGCUAUACCCGUGUGGCGAAUGUGCAGAAGAUUUCCUACAACUGCUCACAAAACUGCCAGUCCAGACGUCGAGUCGGAAAGCAGCCGCUCUGUGGGGCUGCUCCAUUCACAACGAGGUCAACAAGAAGCUUGGCAAACCCGAAUACGACUGCGGCAAUGUCCUCGAAAAGUAUGAUUGCGGUUGCGGCGACGAGCCCGAGAAGCCAAAGGCGGCACCAAAGUAA
Protomyces lactucae-debilis is the source of this 360-nucleotide messenger RNA. Its product is annotated as ERV/ALR sulfhydryl oxidase domain-containing protein. Gene Ontology annotation, cellular component: mitochondrion. The record is from RefSeq and is a predicted model, not a curated record. NCBI's taxonomy places the organism in Eukaryota, Fungi, Ascomycota, Taphrinomycetes, Taphrinales, Protomycetaceae. Gene Ontology annotation, molecular function: flavin adenine dinucleotide binding; flavin-dependent sulfhydryl oxidase activity. The transcript has a single exon. Bases 1 to 360 code for a protein of 119 amino acids.